Molecule: messenger RNA, 4846 nt
Organism: Odocoileus virginianus texanus
Lineage: Eukaryota; Metazoa; Chordata; Mammalia; Artiodactyla; Cervidae
Source: RefSeq, a predicted model, not a curated record
CACCUUCCUAAAAAAGAAGAAAGAUUAUUUUUAUUCUCCUCGGUUACUCUUGUGAAAGUCAAAACACAGAGCAUUGUUUCUAAUUCUCUUUAAAAACAGUCACCAAGAGCCUGGGAAUACAGUUCUUCUCUUCUGGUUUCUUACUUCCCGUAAAUUAGUUUCUCUUUUCAACAAAAGAUGUUUAUGAUCUUCAAAAUGCUUUAAAGAGUUUAACAACUAAGAGAAAAAAAAACCAGUGCUGGGCAGGGAGACAAGAUGCUCAAAGAACAAAUUUUAAAUUUAAAUAACUUGAAUCGUCCAGCCAGGGGCUGGAAUUGAGAUUUUUCUAUCCAACUUGUAAAAUCCUUGGUCAUACAAAGAUAAUUACGGAAAUAUUCAGAGACCUUCCCUGGACCCAGACGCAGACCCGCCCCACUGGCUGUUACCUCUUAGUAAAGACGAAAAACAUUCAAAAGAGGGAGGACCUGCCAUCGUCGGAGUCACUCAAGGAACCAGGAGGAAAGGUGACAUGCCUGUCCCGGGACCGGACUCGACCUAACAGGUCCCCGGGGGAGUCCCCGGCGUGCAGGAGAGCCUCGUCGGGGGGCCAUGUCAGCUCAGACCAUGGGCACCCGCAGUCUGGACAAGCGAGGAAGUUUCUUUAAGCUCAUUGACACAAUCGCCUCGGAGAUCGGCGAACUGAAACAGGAGAUGGUGCAGACAGAUGUCAGCCUGGAAAAUGGCCUGGGACCCACCGAAGCCCACAGCAUGGUAAGACACAAGGACGAUCACUACUCCGAGGAAACGGACGCCAAGACCUGCCCCCGGGACUCGGGCUACGACAGCCUCUCCAACAGGCUCAGCAUCUUGGACCGACUCCUGCACACCCACCCCAUAUGGCUGCAGCUGAGCCUGAGUGAGGAGGAGGCGGCCGGAGUCCUGCAGGCGCAGCCUCCGGGGAUCUUCCUGGUUCGUAAAUCCACCAAAAUGCAGAAGAAAGUCCUCUGCCUUCGCCUGCCCUGUGAAUUUGGAGUCCCACUCAAGGAAUUUGCCAUAAAGGAAAGCACAUACACCUUUUCCCUGGAAGGCUCAGGAAUCAGCUUUGCGGAUUUAUUCCGGCUCAUUGCUUUCUACUGCAUCAGCAGGGAUGUCCUGCCAUUUACCUUGAAGUUGCCUUAUGCCAUUUCAACAGCCAAGACCGAGGCUCAGCUUGAAGAACUCGCCCAGCUGGGACUAAAUUUUUGGAGCUCUCCAGCUGACAACAAACCCCCAAACCCUCCACCUCCCCAUAGGCCUCCCUCCUCCGACGGCGGCUACGAUGAUGGCGUGGGUCCGGCCUCCUCGCGUCAGCUCUGCCUGAUAAAUGGAGUGCAUUCUAUAAAAACCAGGACGCCCUCGGAACUGGAGUGCAGCCAGACCAACGGGGCCCUGUGCUUUAUUAAUCCCCUCUUCUUCAAAGUGCACAGCCAGGACCUCGGCGGGGGCCCCCGGCGGCCCUGCACCCGGACUCCCGACGCGGAUGGCACCGAGAGGCCUCGGUCCCCGCCGCCCAGGCCCCCGCCGCCCGCUAUUCAUAGUCAGACCGCCGGCCCCCAGCUGGCCGGGCCCGCGGCGCCCCCGGCCGGCAUGCCGGAAACCGUCGCCCUGCACCAGCCCGGGGACGCGGCGCGGCUUGGAGCGAAACCCACCCCCGUGCCUCCACCCCGGCUCAAGAAGCAGGCGUCUUUCCUCGAGGCGGAGGGCGGCGCCAAGACCUUGACCGGCGACCGGCCUCGCCCGGAGCCCGCGGCGGGCCCGGCGAGCGGCGCGGGGGGGGCGCCUGCCCCGGCGGAGACGGAGGCGGAGGCGGUCCUGGCCUCGGGGGAUUGCGCAAGGGCCCGGCGCGCCGCCGCCUCGGCCUCGGCAUCCCGGCCCCCGUGGCGCGCGGGCCGCCAGCGGCUGAGUGACAUGAGCCUUUCCACUUCCUCCUCCGACUCGCUGGACCUGGACCGCAGCAUGCCCCUCUUUGGCUACGAGGCGGACACCAACAGCAGCCUGGAGGACUACGACGGCGAGAGCGAUCAGGAGACCAUGGCCCCCCCCAUCAAGUCCAAGAAGAAGCGGAACAGCUCCUUCGUGCUGCCCAAGCUCGUCAAGUCCCAGCUCCGCAAGAUGAGCGGCGUCUUCAGCUCGUUCCUGACCCCGGAGAAGCGCAUGGUGCGCCGGAUCGCCGAGCUGGCCCGCGACAAGCGCACCUACUUCGGCUGCCUGGUGCAGGACUACGUGAGCUUCCUGCAGGAGAACAAGGAGUGCCACGUGUCCAGCACCGACCUCCUGCAGACCAUCCGGCAGUUCAUGACCCAGGUGAAGAACUACCUGUCCCAGAGCUCCGAGCUGGACCCCCCCAUCGAAUCGCUGAUCCCCGAAGACCAGAUAGAUGUGGUGCUGGAGAAAGCCAUGCACAAGUGCAUCCUGAAGCCCCUGAAAGGCCACGUCGAGGCCAUGCUGAAGCACUUCCACGUGGCCGAUGGCUCAUGGAAACAACUCAAGGAGAACCUGCAGCUCGUGCGGCAGAGGAAUCCACAGGAGCUGGGCGUCUUCGCCCCCACCCCUGACUUUGUAGACGUGGAGAAAAUCAAGGUCAAGUUCAUGACCAUGCAGAAGAUGUAUUCGCCAGAAAAGAAGGUCAUGCUGCUGCUGAGAGUCUGCAAGCUCAUCUAUACCGUCAUGGAGAACAACUCAGGGAGGAUGUACGGAGCAGAUGACUUUUUGCCGGUCCUGACCUAUGUCAUAGCGCAGUGUGACAUGCUGGAGCUAGACACGGAGGUCGAGUACAUGAUGGAGCUUCUGGAUCCAUCCCUGCUACAUGGAGAAGGAGGCUAUUACCUGACGAGCGCCUACGGGGCCCUCUCCCUGAUAAAGAACUUCCAGGAAGAGCAGGCGGCGCGGCUGCUCAGCUCCGAGGCCAGGGACACCCUGAGGCAGUGGCACAAGCGCAGGACCACCAACCGGACUGUCCCCUCGGUGGACGACUUUCAGAAUUACCUCCGGGUUGCAUUCCAGGAGGUCAACAGUGGCUGCACGGGAAAGACCCUCCUCGUGAGGCCGUACGUCACCACUGAAGACGUGUGUCAGCUUUGCGCCGAGAAGUUCAAGGUGGCCGACCCCCAGGAGUACAGCCUCUUCCUCUUUGUGGAUGAAACGUGGCAGCAGCUCGCAGAGGACACGUACCCGCAGAAGAUCAAGGCCGAGCUGCACAGCCGGCCACAGCCCCACGUCUUCCACUUCGUCUACAAGCGCAUCAAGAAGGAUCCUUAUGGCAUCAUCUUCCAGAACGGGGAGGAAGACCUCAGCGCCUCCUAGGGGACUCGCAGAGGCUUCCCAGUGGUGCGUCCAAAGGGGGAGACUUAGCAACCCGGCCUCUGGCGUCCACGGUCUUGUGCAGUCAUCUCCUUGAGGACCCGUGACCGAGCCAUCCACAGGCCCGCUUGGCCAAGGGCAUCUUUAACCACGACUCCCCAGCGAGCUCGCUGAGGUUCGGCAAAGAGGAGGACCUGUCCUUCAGAGGUGGAAAGUUGCAUCCAGUGGUUCAAGUGUCCCCACAUGGCUUGCUGCCUACCCCUCAGCCAGGUAUUGGGUUGGCUCACGUGUGUGCAUAUGUACUGAAUAAACAUUUAAGUACCAGCUCUUCUCUCAAGUUCAACAGCAGGCGUUUGACAAGACUGUCCGAUGCAGUGCAUCAAGGACCUCUCAGUUCUGUGGAUGCCUUCAUCCACCCUUCCUUCCUUCCCCUUUUUUUUUUUUUUACAAAGAGCCUUUGUGUUUUUAUAUAUUUCAUAGAAGAUUUUAUAGCAGUUGCAGGUAAACUGUCAGGAUUGGUUUUUAAAAUAUUUUUGUAACUUUUAAGAUAUUCUAUAAUUAUGCAUGUGAUUUUAACAUUGAAUGAUGCAAAAAAGAAAUCUCUUGCUGGAUUUGAGAGUAUUGCAUUUUAAAGGUCUCUCUUCCGUAACUGGAUGUUUCGGCCACUUUGUGGGGAGAGACUACUGGGUUUCUUACAGCGAUGUAUUUCUGACACUGGCCACAGAAUGCCUUUGGGAAUCCGAUGUACUGUCAUUACCUUGUUCACGCUCAGAGCUAUCAUGUUGUUUUGUGUUUUCACCAAGUGAUGCUGAGAAUCAGGAGAGAAAUGAAUGUAGAGAGAGACUGAGAGGGAAAUACAGACUCUUCAUAGGAGACUAAAGAGUGGAGCCUGCUGGUUCAGGCUCCUUAAAGGAAGUGGGAAAAGGAGAUAGAAGGAACCACCUAUGCUGAAAAUACUGUAAAUAUGCAGUGAGGUUUGCAAAAUCUGUCCCAUGUUAUUUGCUUUUGGAAGCAAUUUUGAAAACCCCACGAGGAAAAAAAAAUUAGAGCAACAGGUUUUUUUUCCCCCUUUUCCACAUAAAUCAAAACUAACAGCAUCAAAUUCUUUGGGGCAGAAACCACAUAAUGUGAGUUUCAUCGAGUUAAAUAAAUACUAUUUGGAAAGGAGUUUGCCGAUGCACCAAAAAAGCCUGUCUGUGUUGUAGGAAUGUGUGGUGAAGUUCAAUUUCUGUUUUAUGAAACCUGUUUGGGUGGGGGUCGGGGGGUUGCACAGAGAAUGAAUUCUUGUAUCCGUGUCACACAGGUAGUUACAGAAGUAUGUUAUUGUACUGUGUAAAGAUGCCCAGUCAUCUGAUUUGUUUGGCUUUCUACUUUGUACCUUUUCAAGCUUUUGCUAUACAUCUGGAACCCUCAACACAUACUGUGUUGUAUUUCCUUUUGUAAAUGAUUUUUAAUGGAGUUUUGCACAUAACUCUUUGUAAUACUGUACGAUAAUUCAUGUGUGAAAAUAAUUCUUGCAAUAUCCUCA